AUGUCCGCAGGAAAGUGGAUCAAGAUGUUUGUGGUUGGUACUGUCGUCGCCGUAGGAGGACCGUUAUUUGUUCAAUCGAUUCGACCGACGGACGAGGAAUUGUUCAAUAGAUAUAGUCCCGAUUUAAAGAAAGCCGCGCUCGAGAACCGCGAUCGACAGGAGAGGGAAUACAAUGAAUACGUUAAUAAGUUAAAAGAGUGGUCCAAGUCAGAUAAGUCGAUUUGGUUCGCCGUCAAAGAAGAAGAGGAAGCGCGAUUGAGAUCCAAGACAUUGCCUACGUCGUCUCAAUCGAAAGAGGAUGAGCGAAUACAGAGGGAAGAGAUGCGCAGGGAGCUCCAAGGGGAAAGGGAAAAGUGAUUGUCUCGCAAG
Molecule: messenger RNA, 369 nt
Organism: Talaromyces stipitatus ATCC 10500
Lineage: Eukaryota; Fungi; Ascomycota; Eurotiomycetes; Eurotiales; Trichocomaceae
Exons: 4
Coding region: 1-357 (118 amino acids)
Biological process (GO): mitochondrial respiratory chain complex III assembly
Cellular component (GO): mitochondrial membrane
Source: RefSeq, a predicted model, not a curated record